CCCUCCGGUCUACAAACGCUCGGAUGGAGAGCGGCUUCAGCUGCAAGCUCUAAACUUCAGCGGGCAUUGCUGUGUCUCUAAGGUUCUUUAAAGUGUCAGGGGUGGAAAGAAAAAACUCCCUGCCUCCUCCCCUCUGCUAGCCCAUCUUUCCUGUGGAGGAAGAGGGGCAGUCGGUGCAUGCUGCAGUGGAGGAGAGGUGGUUCACACCAGUGCACGAGCUCUCAAAGCUCACAAAUCUCAUCUAUUUCUCAUCUAUUCAAACUAAGAGGACUUCAUCUGGAGCGCAUCUGUGGAGGCUGUUUGGAUAUUUGAGCAGCGGUCAGACGGUAAAAGUCUGCAGACAUGUCGCCUUUCCUACGGAUCGGAUUUUCCCACUUUGAGAUUGAUCCGGGUCUGGCUUAUCAUGAGGAGGUGCUGAACCCAUACUGUGCUGUUUAUAUGAAGGAGGCCGUUGACACAGAGAAGGGUCAAGUGUACAAGCAGAAGAAGCCCACCAUGUAUCCGCCCUGGAGCACCACAUUCGAUGCCCACGUCCACCGCGGGCGCAUCAUGCAUGUGAUGGUAAAAGACCGGACAGCCGAGCUCAAGUCUGAGGCCACGGUAGCUCUGGACUCGCUGGCAACACGGUGCAAAAAGGAGAACGGCAAGCUGGAGAUUUGGUUGGAGCUGAAGCCGCAGGGACGCAUGCUCAUGGAGGCUAGAUAUUAUCUGGAGAAAAGUGAUGCUGUGGGUCACACAGACGGAGACCCGGAGUCCGAGCGUGAGAGAGAGGGUCUGUUCACCCUCCACCAGCGACGCGGCGCCAUAAAGCAGGCCAAAGUUCACGUGGUCAAGUGUCACGAGUUCAGCGCGACGUUCUUUCCUCAGCCAACCUUCUGCUCUGUAUGCAAAGAGUUUGUUUGGGGUCUUAACAAGCAGGGUUACCAGUGCAGACAGUGCAAUGCAGCAAUCCACAAAAAAUGCAUAGACAAAGUUAUCGCCAAAUGCACUGGUUCAGCCAUAAACAGCAAGGAAACAAUGAUCCACAAGGAGCGCUUCAAGAUCGACAUGCCUCACAGGUUUAAAGUCUACAACUACAAAAGUCCCACCUUCUGCGAGCACUGCGGGACUCUGCUGUGGGGGCUCGCCAAGCAGGGGCUCAAAUGUGAGGAAUGCAGCAUGAACGUCCAUCAUAAAUGCCAAAAGAAAGUGGCUAACCUCUGCGGGGUCAACCAGAAACUGAUGGCUGAAGCUCUGGCAGUCAUCGAGAGCAAGCAGCAGGCGAGAACUACCAGAGACAGUGACAUUAUUGGUCGGGAAGGUCCAGUAAGUGUUGCCCAGCUGGGAGUGGUGCGAGCACCAUCCGGGCUAGUUAUGGGUUUACCAGCCACAGCUACACCUGCAAGCAAAGCAGAUUAUCAGGGUGUUUCAUGGGAGGGACCAGGAGAUGUCAGCAGGUCGGUCAGCGAGGUGCUUCCAGAAGAGCCUCUGUACGCUGUCCCGAGGAAAGAUCACCAACCCAAAUUUACCAUCGAUGACUUCACCCUGCACAAGAUGCUCGGGAAAGGCAGCUUUGGCAAGGUGUUUCUAGCAGAGCUGAAAAGGAGCGGUGAAUUUUUUGCAGUAAAAGCUCUGAAGAAAGACGUGGUGCUGAUGGAUGAUGAUGUUGAGUGCACCAUGGUAGAGAGGAGGGUUUUGUCUCUAGCCUGGGAAAAUCCCUUCCUUACACAUCUUUACUGCACCUUCCAAACUAAGGAAAACCUGUUCUUCGUCAUGGAGUAUCUGAAUGGAGGGGAUCUUAUGUUCCACAUCCAAAACUGCCACAAGUUUGACUUGCACAGAGCCACCUUCUAUGCAGCUGAGAUCAUCUGUGGGCUCCAGUUUCUGCACUCUAAAGGAAUUAUUUACAGAGAUCUGAAACUGGACAACGUGCUGCUGGACUUAGAUGGUCAUAUAAAGAUAGCAGACUUUGGCAUGUGUAAGGAGAACAUGCAGGAUGACGUACGGACCUCCACCUUCUGCGGGACCCCAGACUACAUCGCCCCAGAGAUCCUGCUGGGUCAGAAGUACAACAGCUCUGUGGACUGGUGGUCAUUCGGAGUGCUGCUGUACGAGAUGCUGAUCGGUCAGUCUCCGUUCCACGGCCGCGAUGAAGAGGAGCUGUUUCAGUCCAUACGGACAGACACCCCCAUUUAUCCCAACUGGCUCAGCAAAGCUGCAAAGGACAUACUCAUCAAGCUGUUUGUGAGGGAACCUGAGGAGCGGCUGGGAACCAAAGGCAACAUCAGACAUCACAGUUUCUUCAGCAGCACAGACUGGAACGCCUUAGAGCAACGGCAGGUGCCGGCACCCUUCACACCAACUAUAACCUCACCCAGCGACUGCAGUAAUUUCGACAAAGAGUUUAUCAACGAGAAGCCCAGACUAUCGUGUGCCGACCGCACGCUUAUCAACAGCGUAGACCAGACGAUGUUCAGAAACUUCUCCUUCGUUAAUCCUGGCAUGGUUCGGAUCGCAGCACGCUGACCACCGGACAAAAAAUGGCUACAAUCUACAAACAGGCUGCUCAGUCACAACCAGCAGUGACUGUAACUGGAACCUACUGUAGAACCCGAAUGUGGCAAAACUCACAUACAUGAUGAUGCUUUGCUAACCACUAAAGGGGUAUAAACCGAUACAACCAAACUGUGACCGGAUCUUUAAAUUUCACACAAAUACCUUUAAAAUGUACCUGUAGUCAACUUUGAUACUUUAGAGUUUAGUUGACUAAAGGCAUACAUUUCCUUACAGUGUUAUUCUAACAGCAUGGUUUGGUUUUAUUCUGUUAUAAAACUAUUCACACAUUGCACACUUGUGCAAAUAUGUGCAAAUAUUCAAUAAAAAAAAAGAAAGAAAGA
Molecule: messenger RNA, 2876 nt
Organism: Pundamilia nyererei
Lineage: Eukaryota; Metazoa; Chordata; Actinopteri; Cichliformes; Cichlidae
Gene: prkcq
Product: protein kinase C, theta
Exons: 18
Coding region: 343-2505 (720 amino acids)
Biological process (GO): protein phosphorylation
Molecular function (GO): ATP binding; diacylglycerol-dependent serine/threonine kinase activity
Source: RefSeq, a predicted model, not a curated record